This is a messenger RNA of Tupaia belangeri chinensis (Chinese tree shrew), 1792 nucleotides long. RefSeq names its product matrix metallopeptidase 19 (gene MMP19). The transcript is spliced from 9 exons. The record is from RefSeq and is a predicted model, not a curated record. Gene Ontology annotation, molecular function: zinc ion binding; metalloendopeptidase activity. Gene Ontology annotation, biological process: proteolysis; collagen catabolic process; extracellular matrix organization. Lineage: Eukaryota; Metazoa; Chordata; Mammalia; Scandentia; Tupaiidae. Gene Ontology annotation, cellular component: extracellular matrix. Bases 121 to 1737 code for a protein of 538 amino acids.
GGCUGGAGAGCUAACAGAAUUGAGGUAAGCGCCCUCUGCCUAGCUGUGCUCUCCUAGGCUUCCAGAAAUCUCAGGUCAGAGGGCACAGACAGCCUUUUGGAGCUCUUGUCUGGUAAGACCAUGAACUGGCAGCAGCUAUGGCUGGGCUUCCUACUCCCCAUGACAAUCUCAGGCCGACCCCUGGGGCCUGGAGAGAAAGAGGCAGCUGUGGAUUACCUGUUGCAAUAUGGGUACCUUCAGAAGCCUCUAGAAGGAUCUGCUGACUUUAGCCCCGAAGAUAUCACAGAGGCUCUGAGAGUUUUUCAGGAAGCAUCAGAGCUGCCAGUCUCAGGUCAGCUGGACGUCACCACAAGGGCCCGCAUGAGACAGCCGCGUUGUGGCUUGGAGGACCCCUUCAACCAGAAAACUCUUAAAUACCUGUUACUGGGCCGCUGGAGAAAGAAGCACCUGACCUUCCGCAUCUUAAACCUGCCCUCCACCCUUCCAUCUGACAUAGCCAGGGCAGCCCUGCUUCAAGCCUUCCAGUACUGGAGAAAUGUGGCCCCCCUGACUUUCCGGGAGGUGCAGGCUGGCUGGGCUGACAUUCGUCUUUCCUUCCAUGGCCGCCAAAGCCCCUACUGCUCCAAUACCUUUGAUGGGCCUGGAAGAGUCCUGGCCCAUGCUGACAUCCCAGAGUUGGGCAGUGUGCACUUCGAUGAAGAUGAACUCUGGACAGAGGGAACCUACCGGGGGGUGAACCUGCGCAUCAUUGCAGCCCACGAACUGGGCCAUGCCCUUGGACUUGGGCACUCUCGAUACACCCAGGCCCUCAUGGCCCCUGUCUAUGCUGGCUACCGGCCUCGCUUCAAGCUGCACCCAGAUGAUGUGGCAGGGAUUCAGGCUCUCUAUGGCAAGAAGAACCCAGAGAGAAAAGAUGAAGAAGAUGAGAUGGAAUUGUCCACUGUACCCUUAGUGCCCACCAAACCAAGUCCCAUGCCAGACCCCUGCAGUGGCGAAGUGGAUGCCAUGAUGCUGGGACCCCGUGAGAAGACCUAUGCCUUCAAGGGGGACUAUGUAUGGACUGUGACAGACUCAGGGCUGGGCCCCUUGUUCCGAGUGUCUGCUCUUUGGGAAGGUCUCCCAGGAAACCUGGAUGCUGCUGUCUACUCUCCUCGAACACAAUUGAUUUACUUCUUUAAAGGAGACAAGGUGUGGUGCUAUAUUAACUUCAAGAUGGCUCCUGGCUUCCCUAAGAAACUGAAUGGGGUAGGACGCAAUCUGGACGCAGCUCUCUACUGGCCUCUCAACCAAAAGGUGUUCCUCUUUAAGGGCUCCGGGUACUGGCAGUGGGACGAGCUGGCCAGAACUGACUUCAGCCACUACCCCAAGCCAAUCAAGGGGUUGUUUACGGGAGUGCCAGACCAGCUCUCUGCUGCUAUGAGUUGGCGGGAUGGCAGAGUCUACUUCUUCAAGGGUGAAAAAUACUGGCGCCUCAACCGGCAGCUUCGAGUAGAGAAAGGCUAUCCCAGAAAUAUUGCCCACAAUUGGAUGCAUUGUCGUUCCCGGAUCCCAAACACUACCCCGUCAAGUGGGGACAUUAUGGCCUUCACCGCAGGCACAAAACUGGAUACCACUCCCUCGGCCAAAUACACAACCUUGAGCACUAACAGCUCACCCACAGUCAUGGACAUUACCCCCCAAGCCACAGGCUCUACCACUCCCUCAUUUCCUGCUAAUGUCACCCUCCCAGAGGCCUAAGGUCUGAACCAAGGCCUAGACAUGGCACUUGAAAUACACAGGAACGGGGUCGGCA